Molecule: messenger RNA, 1212 nt
Organism: Xenopus laevis (African clawed frog)
Lineage: Eukaryota; Metazoa; Chordata; Amphibia; Anura; Pipidae
Gene: scp2.S
Product: sterol carrier protein 2-like
Exons: 5
Coding region: 208-630 (140 amino acids)
Source: RefSeq, a predicted model, not a curated record
UGCAGUUCUUCUGUUUGGAAGGCAGAGUGUGAUGAAGAGCUGGAAAUUGAGUGCUUAAUCCUCCUCUCUCUCAUUCCCAGGUUUGGCUCAGUGUGCAGAGAUCUGCUGGUUGCUCAGAGGUCAGGCUGAAGACAGGUUCCGGGGGCUAAGAUUGCACUGCAGCACAAUAUUGGCCUUGGGGGAUCAGAAGUAGUCUCUAUAUACAAGAUGGGCUUUUCAGAUUCUGCAGUCAAAUCUUCUGGGAUUCACAUGGUUCCAACCAGUGCUGCAGAUGGAUUCAAAGCGCAUUAUGUGUUCAAAGAGAUUGAGAAGAAGCUUGCAGAGGAAGGGGAACAAUUUGUAAAAAAGAUUGGAGGUGUCUUUGCCUUCAAAGUAAAAGAUGGCCCUGGUGGAAAGGAGGCAACCUGGGUGGUUGAUGUUAAAAAUGGAAAAGGCAGCGUUGAUGUCAAUUCUGAUAAGAAGGCAGAUUGUACCAUCACCAUGGCAGAUGCAGACUUGCUGGCACUGAUGACCGGGAAAAUGAACCCUCAGACAGCCUUCUUUCAGGGCAAGCUGAAGAUAGCUGGAAACAUGGGGAUGGCCAUGAAAUUGCAGAGCUUGCAGUUGCAACCAGUGAAAGCCAAGCUGUAAAUCAUCCUGAUGAAGCAAGCAGUAUAGAGCUAAGAUGUCAUUCCCUCCAAUUUCAUUCUGGCAAUGACUUCUUGUGGAUCAAUGGCAUCUGGUAUUUUUACCAGCACUGAAGGAAAUGUUUUCUACAACCCUUUCAUUAUAGGACAGGCUGUUUUUAUUUCUACUUAAAGCCUGUACAUAUGAAGUGUGCCCUGAAAAUCUUUUUUAAAGGUACAGGUUGUACAUGAGCAUGUAUAGCCCUUUGGGCAUAUCUGCGUGCCAGCUUUGGCUGUGUAUGUUAGAGCAUUGUUCUGUCUACCAAUGAAAAGGUUUAAUAAGUCUUAAGGAAAGGCCUUUCUAUCCUCAAAGUGUUUCCUUUCUUUUUUCUAAUCUACUCACCAAUUGUCAUACGAAUAGAUGGCGUUACAGUGAUUGAACUAAUUUUGCUGCGUGUGAGACCUGCAGAGCCAUAACCACUUGUGGCACUUCUGAAUACUUGCCCUGGGCCUGAUAUGACUUUUAUUCAACCUAUAGAGCUAUUUUGGCACUGAUAACAUACAGGUUUUCAUGGUGUAUUAACAUUUAAUAAAACAACUAAUUUCA